AUGUAUAGAAAACUCUUUCCCAUUAUCGUAAUAUGUCUGGCGAAAAGCGCAGUGUUAGGGAAUCCUGUGAGCUGUCACUCCGAAAACAGGAGCUUUUAUCCUUACACCGGUUCUAAAACCCCGUAUUCUUACGUUCAUAAUGGUACCGAAGGAACUAUGACUCUAACGAACUGCGAACCGACGCAGAUAUGGAUGCUGGUCAGACAUGGGACGCGAUAUCCUGGCGAGUCUAUAAUCGCGCAGAUCUUGAAUCUUACCCAUAUUCGAAAUCAAAUAAUAACGAGCAACGUAUUCGAGACCUGCACAUCUCAGGACGAGAAGAUGAAUCUGAAGAAUUGGGUGCCCUACCCCGAGCUGGUUCCGACAAAGGGAAAAUACUUAGCAGUACAGGGUGAAAAAGAUUUGGCGUCACUUGCCGAAAGAAUCAGAACAAAAUUGCCGAUGUUCUUCGACUGCAACGUGACCAAGGAUUUCAAGAUUAGAUCAACGGCUACGCAACGUACCAUCGAAAGCAUGAGAUCUUUCGUAGAAAGCGCUUUUGAUAUUAAUCGUAAAAAGAUAUUACCAAUGAUAAACGACACUUCGCUGCAUAUGGUAAAGAUGGUGCGUAUGCAACAAAAUUUCACCAUGCAGUAUUAUAUUCCCCCUUUAGAAGCUUCCAGUAACACAUCGAUCAAGUUUGAAGUAGUGCCGAUCGUCAACGACACUUUAUUAAAACUUUACGACAGUUGUGAAUCCUGGAAGAAUAGAGGUAUAGACAAGGAAGUGAAAGCGUUUAUUAACGGCCCGGAAAUGGCAAAAGUCAUAGCGGAUGUCAAUCAGCGUUUGGGUUUCCUAAACAUCAGUAAAGAUGAUAUCUUUCUAUUUUACGACGCGUGUCGCUUCGAGAGAACUUUGUACUUGGACAAACCGUCGCCUUGGUGCGAUGUGUUCACCGACGACGAGAUGCAAGUCCUUGAGUACGAGGAAGAUCUAUUUUAUUACUACAACAGUGGUCCGGGGGACAAAAUUAACAGUCAGCUAGGAUGUUACCUCAUCCGGGACAUAGUCGAUCAUUUCACGAAAUUGGAGACGAAUGGCGACGAGCCGAAAGGUGUAUUCUACUUUACGCACUCGCAAAUGAUGGUGUUGUUCCUUACUGCAAUGGGAAUUGCCCAAAAUCCUAUGCCGCUCACAGCCACAAACUUCCGAGACAUGAAUCAUAGAAAGUGGAGGAUUUCCCAGUUAAUACCGUUUGCCGCGAAUUUUGCGGCGAUCUUCCACAGAUGCAACUCGAGCGAUGCUCCUUUUAAAGUCGCUUUCUACCUAAAUGAGAAUCCCUUGACCAUCGAAGGCUGCGACAACGGAGUCUGCGAUUGGAUACAGCUGAAGGAGAAAUUGGGUAUUAUCGCGGCCAAUUGCAGCAUGGAAGUUUGUCAAAAAAUAUUGUGAAUUAACAUAAUUAUCAUUCCAAUAUUUUUCAUGUGAAAUAUUAACCCCUUAAAAAUUAGAAUGCAAUUGAAAAGCUGUGGUAUGCCAUGAAAGAAAGGAUUAUACAGUUGUAAUUCGACUAUAAAUUCUCGCGACUUUAUUUCAUGUUAGAAGCACUAAAAGAAGCUUUUUGCUUAAAAAAAUAUGAUAAAUGCAAUAGACACUUUUUUGUACAAAAAAAAUCAUGAAUUAAAGGUCUUUCCAUUUUCUUUUCAAUUUUUUUGUGCAAAAUAUUAGACUUUAAAGCAAAAUUAGGACGCAAUUGAAAAAUUGCGAUACGCCACGAAAACGAUGACUGCACAAUUGUGAUACAAUUACAUAAAUUUUCGACUCAUUUAAAUCACUCUUGAACGCAAAGCAAUAAAAGAAAUUACUCUCUUUCGCCUAAUUUGCUUUGUCCUAAAUUAAAACAAAGAAGGUUAAACUGAAGCACACAUUGUAAUUCGUGUUGCGGUACAUACAGCAAUCACUUGUUUGAUCAAUAAAG
Messenger RNA from Cyphomyrmex costatus, 1957 nucleotides. RefSeq names its product multiple inositol polyphosphate phosphatase 1-like. The transcript is spliced from 9 exons. The record is from RefSeq and is a predicted model, not a curated record. The coding region runs from base 1 to 1431 and encodes 476 amino acids. NCBI's taxonomy places the organism in Eukaryota, Metazoa, Arthropoda, Insecta, Hymenoptera, Formicidae. Gene Ontology annotation, molecular function: acid phosphatase activity; inositol phosphate phosphatase activity.